GGCAUGUUUAAAUUGGCAGCCGGACCAAAAUCUAAGCGCUCGUCUCUCUCUCACUCUCUCUCCUCUGUCUAUAUAAAUACGGGGGCUGUUGAUGCUUCAGUGAAGUUCAGUCGCUGACGAGAGUUGUCGUCGUCAGCCGAAAGCUGCCUCCCCUCGCUCUGCUUCGAUUAUACACUCGGGUGUGUUCGUUUAAUCUUCAGCUGGCAUCACCAAUCGAGGCUUGUCAGUAGUUCGUGGAGGAUCUGUACAUUCUGAGAUCAGUUUUGGUUCGAAUUCUAGUUUAGUCAUCUGGAAUUUGAGGUUUGGACAAAGUAGGGUUUUGGUCGGGAGCUGUCUGAGUCUCGCGCCUCUCCUCUUGCUGUCCGUUGAGAGACGGAAUCGUCUGGAUUUGUUUUGGUUCCGGCUGGUUUAGGGUUUAGGUUUCUGCUUAGAACAGACGGAGAGGAUAGCGUUUGGGAUGUCUAUUCUUUAUUUGUUCAAGCUUUUUGAUCUGCCCCUAAUCGAAACGUUGCUCUCUCCCUGAUUUCUUCUGAUCUUGGAACCUCAGAAUUGGAGCUUCUGUAGUAUGCUCUGUAGUGAAAUUCCUCUGUUCUAGGGUUUUCUUUGAUUGGAUUGAAUCUCGGCCAUGGCCUCGUAUAGGCCCUUUCCCCCACAAUCCUCAUUUGGUCCGCCACCAAGCCAAAAUCCACUUCCGCCGCCACCGCCAACAAUUUCCCAGCCGCAGGCAGGUACGCAAUAUUCACAGAAUUGGGGUUACGGUGGUGGUGGUGGAGGUGGUAGUGACGUGCCUAUGCCAUCAGCUGCUUCCGCUGCUUUCCCUCAAAACUACAGCCAAAUGCACCCGAAUUCUAAUUAUCCCCACCAACCUUACAAUCCUUCAAGACCUCAACACCCCCCUCCUCCCCAUUACCCUUACCAGCCACCUCCACCGCCUCCACCGCCAGAUUCUUCAUAUCCACCGCCCCCGCCACCACCACCUCCUCAGAAUGCAGCGAGCUUACAGCCUCCUCCACAACCACAACAGCCUCCUAUAUACUACCCAUCAUCUUCGCAAUAUACUCAGUACAAUCCUGCAUCAAUGCAAUCAUUGCAACCACCGCUGCCUCCGCCUCCGCCUCCCCCAUCGUCUCCUCCUAGUUCUGCAAUUCCACCACCACCCCCAAGUUCGCCUCCUCCUCCUCCUCCUCCUCAGAGUAAAGAAAGUUUAGGCUCUGAUAGGAAAUCCCUUGAGCGCAAUCAAGGUGCUUCGAGAGAUCAUGAACCUGGUAAAUAUGAUCGUGUGUUUUCUGUUAAACCACAUAAACUCCCCACCCCAAUGGUGAAAAAACCGAAUGGGAAUUCGGGGAGGGUGGAGACUGAAGAAGAUAGGAGGUUGAGAAAGAAGAAGGAGUAUGAGAAGCAAAAGCAGGAGGAGAAACACAGGCAGCAGAUGAAGGAGUCACAAAAUUCGAUAUUACAGAAGACCCAUAUGUUGUCUUCAGGAAAGGGACACGGAUCAAUUGUCGGUUCUAGAAUGGGGGAUAGGAAAGCAACGCCAUUCUUGACUGGUGAGAGGUCUGAGAAUAGGUUGAAGAAGCCGACCACUUUUUUGUGCAAGUUGAAGUUUCGUAAUGAGCUUCCAGAUCCAAGUGCUCAACCAAAACUUAUGGCUUUCAAGAAAGACAAGGAUCGCUUUACUAAAUACACUAUUACAUCUCUGGAGAAAAGUUGGAAGCCCGAGCUUCAUGUUGAGCCUGAUCUUGGCAUACCUCUCGACCUGCUGGACCUGAAUAUAUACAAUCCUCCAAGUAUUCGCAAACCCCUUGAUCCAGAGGACGAAGAAUUACUGCGUGAUGAUGAAGUGGUGACACCAAUAAAGAAAGAUGGGAUAAGAAGGAAAGAACGACCUACCGAUAAAGGUGUUUCUUGGCUAGUUAAAACACAGUACAUAUCUCCUCUCAGUUUGGAUUCAGCAAAACAGUCUUUAACUGAGAAACAAGCAAAAGAAUUGCGUGAAUUGAAGGGAGGUCGCAACAUUUUGGAGAAUCUCAAUGACAGGGAAAGACGAAUUAAGGAAAUCGAGGCAUCAUUUGAGGCAGCUAAGUUAGACCCUGUUCAUGCAACUAAUAAGAACUUAUAUCCAGUUGAAGUUCUGCCUCUUUUACCUGAUUUCAAUCGGUACGAUGAUCAAUUUAUUGUCGCAUCAUUUGAUAAUGAUCCCACAGCUGAUUCAGAAAUUUACAGCAAGUUGGAACAAUCUGCCCGCGAUGAAUAUGAAGCAAAGGCUAUUAUGAAAAGUUAUGAGGCCAUAGGCUCUGAUCCAUCAAAACCGGAAAAAUUCUUGGCCUACAUGGUCCCUUCUGCAGAUGAAAUAUCGAAGGAUAUGUAUGAUGAGGACGAAGAAAUUGGCUACUCUUGGCUUCGGGAAUACCAAUGGGAUUUUGUUCGAGGUGGCAAUGAUGCAGAGGAGCCCAGCACAUACCUGGUGUCAUUUGAUGACGGUGAAGCACGCUAUGUGCCUCUUCCCAAAAAGCUGAAUUUGAGGAAGAAGAGAGCAGAGGGAAGAUCUGGUGAUGAAGUCGAACAUUUUGCAAGACCUGCUAGUGUUACCGUGAGGCGCAGACCAACACCUGCUACUAUCGAGUUGAAAGAACCAGGGGUCUACUCAAAUUCAAAGAAGAGUGCUUCUACUUCUAACUUGGGGGCCUUCGAAGACGAUGAAGACGAUCUUGGAUCACCUGAGAGGGUCACACAGGACGAGCAUAUGGAGCGGUCUAGUGGAGCCGAAGAUGACAUGUCUGAGUGAGCAGGCUGGCUGGCAGAAGUAACCUUCGAAUGUGCAGUUUUAGCACCCUGCUCCAUACAGUGUACUGAGUUUGCUUUUUCAUUAAGAUAGGUUUUUCCUUGAUUACCCUAAUGCUAGAGGGAAGCUGUGCAAAAAGAUAAAGAUACAAUAAUGUUACUUUGCAAAUUGUAGUUAGCAAAUGCCAAUCUUCAUAAUGGCGAAUGGGUCUUCUUUUCAUCUUCA
Rhodamnia argentea is the source of this 3007-nucleotide messenger RNA. RefSeq names its product protein PAF1 homolog. Lineage: Eukaryota; Viridiplantae; Streptophyta; Magnoliopsida; Myrtales; Myrtaceae. Gene Ontology annotation, cellular component: Cdc73/Paf1 complex. Gene Ontology annotation, biological process: transcription elongation by RNA polymerase II. Bases 626 to 2785 code for a protein of 719 amino acids. The transcript has 12 exons. Gene Ontology annotation, molecular function: chromatin binding; RNA polymerase II complex binding. The record is from RefSeq and is a predicted model, not a curated record.